Molecule: messenger RNA, 2581 nt
Organism: Gymnodraco acuticeps
Lineage: Eukaryota; Metazoa; Chordata; Actinopteri; Perciformes; Bathydraconidae
Exons: 5
Coding region: 1298-2125 (275 amino acids)
Source: RefSeq, a predicted model, not a curated record
UGUUUUGGUUUUCUGAUUCAACGUCAGUGACGGCAGUCUGAGAUGCUCACCGCUGAUUGGCUACCCCGUCUUGCAUUGACUUUACAUGUAAUCGCGCCGCCCCCAGAAGUCGCAUCUCGUCCGGUGUGAACGCACGGAUAAAGAAGGUUGUUAGAAUUUUGAAUUUGUAAGAAUUGUGUUAAAAAUAACUAGUUUUAAUGUUAAUGUUAAAUGUUGCACUGCAUGAAGCUUCAGUGGAUAAGCCUCACGGUUUAAAUGGCACUUUGUUAUCUGCUCACUGCAAAGUGUUGUUUUUUUCUUUGUUGUUGUUGCUGUCAACAAAAUAAUUUACUCAUUCGCUCAAACAAAUGGAAAAUAAGCUACAUACAUUUAUAUUUAGGAUUGUAAUGAAGGAAUGAAUGAAACUCAAAAUGAUAGGUAUGAUGUGAAUAUAUAUAUGUAUCUUUUUGACAUGGUAGUUAUGUUGUGUUCUUGGUUUAAUCGAAUUGGAAGUUGCACCAAAUGAUUUGAUGUCAUUCACAAUUAGCCGACAUAAAGGCCUCACAUUGGAAGUUCUGUCCGGGCGUCUUUUUCACUCAAUUCUGCAACAGGUCGAUCUCGCCUUUCGCCGAGGUCGGGGAUCUUGGGCUUAAAAAGGUUGGUGACCACUGCUGUAGAUUAAUAAAGCACCUGCUGUUGAGAUUUGUGUGUUUAUGAAAUUCAGAAAAACAACGUUAACCAACAAUAAUGAUCAGGUAUUUUAAAUGUAUGUAUUUGUCAUUUAACUUUUUUUAAUGUAUUAUAACGUCAUUAACUAAUUAAAACGUUCCCCUAUUCAAUGUUCCCAGUCAUAUAUUUUGUUUACUUUAGUAUUUAUCUGGUCUGAUUUAUUAUUCAUAAACAAAAACACCAAGCCUGAAGCUGACUAAAUAAAAUGCCAUUCAAUUGAACAAAAAUGAUAAUAAAUACAUAUUUCCAUCACCAUUUUUACUCCCAUUUAUUUAUUUAAUAAUUUCCCUUUAUUUAACUCUUAUUUAAAUGUAUUUAUUUUAUAUAAGACACAUUUUUAUAAUAUGUUAAUGAGAUCCUGUUCACAAUAAAUGGGCCAAACCAUUCUUCACUGGAGGGGGGGACUGACUGGAUGUCAUGAGGAGAAUAUAACCCCCCCCUUAUAUAUUUGUUCUAUUCCAAAUUGACAGCAAAUCAAGAUUUCAGUUGGUACGAUCCAAACAAAUUCAGACUUCCCGCUCCUCUGACUUCCUCUUUAGAAAUCUGAUUAAAACAUAAACCCCGGGCUGAGGUUGAAGGAAGAGACGCAAUGGACCUGAAGGCGUUGGAGACGAAGUGGAGGACGGCGCUGAGCUCCAUCCUGGACGAGCUGACGGCCGACGAGUUCCGGAAACUUCUGUUUAACCUGGAGAAGAUCCCUCAGGGGAAGAAGGAGGGGCGGCUGCGGGGCGACAUGCCAAGCGUCAUCAUCCAGUACUACAGCACCAAGGGAUCCAUCGCACUCAUCGACCGCCUGAUGAAGGACCUUCCCAGGCUGGACAACAGAGUGCAGCAGCCGCUCAGAGGCAUGAAGGACGAGCUGAAGAAACUCCGGCAGAAAAGCAAAGAGGUUCCCGGUGGUAGCGGUGAAACCCAGAGCCUGGAUGACUCCAUCGAGAAACUCAUCGAGAACCUCAGCCUGAGCCCUCAGGCUCCACAGGAGGAAUCCAUCUUUGAUCUAAAAUCCAGUGGAAUUCUUGAGACGGAAGCAAUUGUUGGGAAAGUUGUUAAAAAAUCCGAGCUGCUUUAUCCUGAGAGUCCACUUACCUCCAUUAAAGACAUCAAAUCAUCUCCUCUCAAGACAUACGUGAGCGUCGAAGGAACCGUCACCCAGGUUGAUCCCAUCAAAAAAGUGAAGGUGCAACACGAGGAGAAGAAGACGAAAAGGUUCAAUCUGAAACAGGAAGCUGAUGAAAUCAGCGUCACCAUGUGGGACGAGGCCAUCCAGCAGACCAAAGACGUUUCAGUCGGAGACGUCAUUCUUCUUAACAACAUGAAGCGCAAGGUGUACUUAAGGGAAGUGUAUCUCAACUCAACUCAGUUCACCAAAAUCACCAAGGUGCCUGCAGGGAGUUCUGCAAAUGAAUUUUUUCCUUGAAAUUUAAAACUUCGAAAUGUGGACUUUUUGCAAAAUAUAUAAAAAUUCUGACUUUUUGGUAAAAGGCUCGAAAUGCUGACUUUUUCAAAAAAUCAGAAAAUGUUGAACUUUUUCAAAAAAUCUAAAAAAUCUUCAUUAUUUUUAAAAAUGUUGACAUUUUUCUCAAAAUUCUGACUUUUUCUCAAAAUUCUGACUUUUUAAAAAACUCAAUCUUACUUUAAUUCUUUAUCUCCCUGUUUUUUAUAGCUUGUUUUUGAAGUUAUUAGUUUAAUAAACUGUACAUGAAUAAAGAACCUGGUGUUAUUGUUGUGUUUAUGAAUCGGUCAACGUUCAGCGAUCCAGAAUCAGAAAAACAACGUAAACUAACAAUAAUUAUCAUGUAUUUAAAAUGUGUUUUUACAUGUAUUUUUUUUAAAUGUAUUAUACCGCAAUAACUAAUUAAAACGUUCCCCUAUU